Messenger RNA from Saxophila tyrrhenica, 621 nucleotides. RefSeq lists its product as uncharacterized. NCBI's taxonomy places the organism in Eukaryota, Fungi, Ascomycota, Dothideomycetes, Mycosphaerellales, Extremaceae. Gene Ontology annotation, molecular function: FAD binding. The transcript is spliced from 2 exons. The record is from RefSeq and is a predicted model, not a curated record. The coding region runs from base 1 to 621 and encodes 206 amino acids.
AUGACUUCUAAACAGCUUGACGAUCUACGCUCCAUCCUCGACCCCUCAGAAAUCAUUGAACGCGAUGCACCCGGCUACACCGAAGCAGCAGCACCAUGGAGUCCAAUGGCGGACCAACGACCGCCGCUCGUCGUUCAACCGAGCUCCCUAGAAUCGAUGACCAAAGUCGUCAAGUUCCUCUACGACUCUGACCUGGACUUCGGCAUUCGCAACACAGGUACCGGCUCCGUCUCAGCGAGAGAUGUUAUCGUAAGCACGCAUGGCUUCAAGGACUUCGAUUUCAACGAGGAAGCGGAGACGUUGACGCUCGGAAGCGGGUAUGACUGGGGUACCAUCGACCAACUGAUGGAGAAGCGGGCACCGGGCUGGCAGGUGGUCGGCGCUCGCUGUACUUGGGUUGGUGUCGCUGGGUCUGCUCUUUGCGGAGGCUUGAGCUGGUUGUCGCAUGAGUUCGGCAUGAUCUCCGACCCUCAAAAUCUGCUGGACAUGCAAGUCGUCCUCCGAGACGGACGAGUGCUCUGGGCGACCGAGGAGCCUGAUCUCAUGUGGGCGUUGCGAGGAGGCGGCGGUAACUUUGGGGGUCAGUACUGCCUCAAGGAGCCGAAUUUCCUGCCAGCAUAG